GCCGGCGACUUGUUUGCCAAGUGGUAACAUCAUUCAAUUUCGAGGCACCCUCCACAUUAUCCUCAACAUGCCUAGUGUAGUCAAAAUGGUUAAAAUGGCCCUUAUGAUCACUCUCCUCUGCUCACCAAUGUUUACCUUGGUUUUGUCAGCUAUACAAACAUCUCGCGGACUCAGCGGCGACGAAGAGGAAGCGUUCGAGGCUGCAGCUGGGUUUGUAGGGCGUCGCGCGAAAUAUCCCACCGGCGAAAAUAUGAUUAGCCAUUUCCUGGUUGAGCCCUUGAACAAUCUAGUGGUGAAAGUCAAUCGAAACGAGGUAGAAACGUAUGCUUUUCUGGAUGGGGCCGGGCCCAUCAUUAAAGAAGGUUCUCGCCACCGAAUUGUCCAAGUUGACACCGACGAAUUUCAAUUCACUUGGUUUUUUCAUGGAUAUAGAGGCCAGUUGAACCUGAAGAAGACACAGGGUUUCAAAAUCCACUCUAUUAACUUGUACCCUGAGUCUUAG
Molecule: messenger RNA, 502 nt
Organism: Melampsora larici-populina 98AG31
Lineage: Eukaryota; Fungi; Basidiomycota; Pucciniomycetes; Pucciniales; Melampsoraceae
Exons: 5
Coding region: 68-502 (144 amino acids)
Source: RefSeq, a predicted model, not a curated record